Geodia barretti is the source of this 953-nucleotide messenger RNA. The record is from the annotation of a GenBank genome assembly. Lineage: Eukaryota; Metazoa; Porifera; Demospongiae; Tetractinellida; Geodiidae.
UAGAUGCUAAUAAGAAUCAGGUUUUGAUUGACAUGAAGCAGUGUGUGAAAGUGUACCUCAAUCCUUCAGGAACUAGCUGUGUGUCCAGAGAAGCAGAGCAGUCGUGCCAGAAGCAGUGCACCCCUCGCUCCUAUCAACUCGACUCGUACAGUAACAGAACUGGACCGUUCCUCGUCAAGACUAUAAAGCGAUGCCACGCCAACAGCCACCACUGCCAGAACUGUCAGAGAAAGUAUAACAGGCUCUAUGUCUUUCCAAACUCACAAUACCAGCAGAAGAUAGAUGUUGGCAAGUGCAGUGGGGUGUGCAGCGAAGAAGGUAGUGCUAGUGAUAUGACCACACCCACCCCGUUAACCUGUCAACCAACUCGCACGAGAUCAUUGUCAAUUGAAGGCCCAAAUGAAAAUAUGUACCCGACUGACUUAGCUAAUUGGUCAUGUGACAGUUGAAGUCAUUGAAAACUGCUCUCGUGUGUCAGAGCAGUGUUACCGUGUCGACCACUUCCAGUCUGUGUCUGCUCGUAACCCUGACAACAGAAGACAGGAGGAGCUGGUGAACACAGGGAAGUGUAUAGGGAGUUGCCAGGGAGUGCUCAUCAAUGGAAGAUGCCUUCAAUACCACCAGAACGGGGACUGUAUGUGGUAUCUACCAGGGAUACAGGGAAAGUGUCGACCCACGAGGGGCUCCACAUUCUCCUACACUGACCUGUCGGGACACAAUGAGACCCUCCCUGUCGUAGAGGAGUGCGGCUGCACCACCGGCUGACUAUAUACUGUCACAUGACAAUCACAUGACUUAUUUCCAGGCUUUUCUCAUGACGUCACGACAUAAAAUUCUCAAUGUACAUUAUGCCUUUACAACUAUAAUGAUGUAAUGAUCAAUAACCAAGUAUUGAUAGAGAUGUUUGGGCCAUAAUAUAAAGAACCAACGUUUUUUAAUAUAGUCAUAAACGU